AUGGAUGACUCUGCUAACGAUCAUAUAUGUGGUUCCCAUGGGCGGGACACUUCAUUAUUAAACGUUGUCUUGGAUGAGCUCCCUCAAGAAAUGUGCAAAUCGAAUGACUUCACUCUGAAACCUCUUGCUAUACCCGCCUCACCGUCAUCUACGACACCCCAAGUUCCCAAGUCUCCGUGUUGUGCCUCCUCACGGGAAGCCGGAAAUUCUUGUUCUCAGUUUCACGACCUUUCAUACGUUCCUCACGUAUGCAGCACUCUAAAUAUGGCUCUAAAUUUGGAGGAUAGCUUGCGCCUUAUUCAUGGAAUCGCAUGCAGUAAACUGGACAUGCAUCUGCGGCAGAUGACAUCAGUUGACGUCACUAAUGCCUCCUCUUCAUAUGCUCUAAGUUUGUGCUGUUCACGGACGGGCGUUUCAUGCUUGUGUGCAGUUGGUCCGUGCUCUUGCAGUUCAGCUCUUCCUUCAUCUUCGCCUCAACAACUGACGGCGUCGGCUUCAUGUCAGACCGAUGACUUGACUGAUACACAUGCACUUGAAGCACUUUCACCAUCAAGCCUCUUUUCUUUAUCUGAAAAGCAGUCGGUAGACCUUGAUAAGGCUACAAUUUCUCAGGAUCUCAGUUUCCUUAACAGUCUUAUCCAACCAUCGAGUUCUGCCUCCUCGACCAAUGACUUGUCAAUCCAACCUGCUCCUCAAACCCUUGUCGAUCCUCCUCCGGUGGGCAAGAAUAUUUGUCCCUCAAAAAUGUUGCCUUUUAGUUGUUCUUUCUGUGGCCGUAUUUAUCGCCAGAAGGUUCACCUGCGUAAGCACGUAAUGGCUCAGCACACUAAACAGAAACCCUUUUUCUGUCCCCACUGUGCUUACACCACUGUGGAGAAGAGUCAUCUCACUGUGCACAUACGAACACAUACGGGAGAGAGGCCCUAUAUCUGUCGAGUGUGUCAUUACUCCUCCUCACAAAACUGCACUCUGAAGUCGCAUUACCUGCGAAAGCAUCCAGAGAGUAAGAUUAACUGUGUGACCUGUGGUGGAACCUAUGUCACGGAGCUGGAGUAUCAGAAUCAUUUGAAAAAUUGUGUUUCCACAUUCGACCGAACUUUAUGA
Messenger RNA from Hydatigera taeniaeformis, 1104 nucleotides. Lineage: Eukaryota; Metazoa; Platyhelminthes; Cestoda; Cyclophyllidea; Taeniidae. The record is from the annotation of a GenBank genome assembly.